GUCAUGAUGUGUAGUCCUUCUAACAUCGCCAAUCCGGUAACGUUACUUCUGCUCGCCUGCAGCAUUACAGGUUCCAUUUGCAACCUUGUCAUCGUGCCCACUGGACCGGGAGUGGUUACCGCUUCCGUGGGUGCCAACGUGACCCUCGGCGUCACCUACAGCGGAGUCACUGAUCCUCUGGUGACGUGGCUGAAGGGUACGCUGAUUCUGGCUACGCAUAACAUAGGCUCUGGCGCAAAUGCUGACAUCGCCUCUGAAUACAGAGGAGUGUUAUCGGUGGAUCAGACUGGAUCUUUGGUCCUCCAAAAUGUUCUGGUCAGCUACAGCGGGACAUACACAGUACAGAUGGCGAAGUCCGGGGCACACGAGGCCUCGCUGAACUUUACACUCUUUGUGUAUGACAAAAUAACGGACGUCUCUGUGGACGCUGGAGCACAAGACGUUGUAGAGGGCGGAGCCACGAUGACUUUGUCUUACAGCUAUCUGCAAGGGCCAGCGAGUACUUUCGAGUGGUACUUCAAAGGUCUGGAGAUCAGAAAUAACUCUCGGUACUCGAUAACGCAGAAGAGUCUGACGGUUAAUCGGCCGAGCCGCAGCGACGCCGGUAACUACAGCGUGGUGCUCAGGAACCCGUUCAGUUCCGUGAACCAGAGCAUUAAGGUUGCGGUGCUGUAUGGUCCGGAUCAGCCGGUGCUGGAGGUCAGCCCUGCGAAAGCAGCCUUCGUGUCCGGAGAGACUUUGACUCUGUCAUGUCGAGCUGCAGGAGAACCGGUUCCCACUGCCCACUGGGUUUAUAAGGGCAGGACUCUCCCGUCCUCCUCCGACGGCGCCCUCCAACUCCCUCACGUUCAGACGAGCCAGAGCGGCGUUUACACAUGCGUACUGAGUAACGGCAGGACCAAGGCGCAGCUCGAGAGGAACGUCACCAUAGACGUCCGGGGUCUUAGCGGGUCGGCCAUUGCUGCUAUAGCCGCCGGAGUCCCGUGCGGGAUCCUUCUUCUGCUCCUCAUCGCAGCCCUCAUCUUCCUCUGCUACUACUGCCACAAAAAGAAAGAUCGGAACCCCGAGUAUCCUGUCGCAAAAGCCGUGGAGAAAGCAGUGAUGAAUCAACCUGAUCUGACCCGACCUCAUCAACUCCUCACCAUCGGUCUGAAACCUCCUCCAGAUUAUAACAUCUACCAUCUCCAGAUGUCGGGAGAGCGAUCAGGCCCGCUGCCAUCAGCGCUGCCCCCUGUAAGACUGGCAACUACGGUGUAGCCCAGCCCCGAUGCCCAGGUUCUAAUCCUCUCAUUAUGUCAGACAUCCGAUGUAUAAAAACCUUAAUAAUGUAAUGUAAUAAUACGUUUUAUAUGAACUUUUAUCUUUAACAUAUCUUUCUGUUAUUUUACUGUCUAUUUUUUAUAAAUAAAAAUAA
Messenger RNA from Trichomycterus rosablanca, 1414 nucleotides. It is a transcript of the gene vsig10l, whose product is annotated as V-set and immunoglobulin domain containing 10 like. The transcript has 8 exons. The coding region runs from base 4 to 1257 and encodes 417 amino acids. Lineage: Eukaryota; Metazoa; Chordata; Actinopteri; Siluriformes; Trichomycteridae. The record is from RefSeq and is a predicted model, not a curated record.